AUGAACUUUUGCGCUAUUUUUCUUCUGUUUCUGACCGUUUUUGUGACAGGUUUGAUUGAUAUCGUUGAAAUAAGUGUUCUAAUGAAGCUCAGCAUUUAUAGGAAAAUGAGAAUUUUUUUCAAGAAACUUCCUGAGAAUAGGAUAGUCUCAUUUUUCAUAAAUUUUUAUAACUGAUCCUGGAUUUUUUUGUUUUUUUCAGAAGUUCACAUGAUCAAUACACGAAGUGAUAACUUCAAAAUAUUGAAAUUUGACUAUUUUUUUCCUUUUUGAAAAAUGCUCCAGAUAAACAUAAUAGACCUCAUUCCUUACAAGGAUACAAAUUUACUGCAUUUUUUUAAAUUUCCAAAAAAACUUUUUCAAAUUUAUUUUUUUCAGAACUAGCCGCUCACCGCGGUGGAUAUGGGCCACAUGGCGGAUUCCAUCACGGGUUAGAAAUAGAAUAAAAUUAAAUUAAAACUUGAAAAACAUGAUUUCAGAGGCUACGGCGGAUUUCAUCGAGGGUAAGGAGGAUUCGAAUGAAAAAUCCAAGAAAUAUAUCCAAAAAAAAUUUUUUUUCAGAGGCUACGGCGGUUAUCACCACCACCAUCGUCCAAUGGGUUUAUUAUUAUUUUUUUAUGUAAAAAAAAAUUCCAAAAAUCUUCCUAGCGCUUCAAAAUAGCUUUAGUUGGUGAAAUCUUAUCGGAAAAAAAUUAGGGUGCCAAAAAAAACAAGAUCAAAUAAAGCACCAGAAGAGUCUGAAAAAUGUUUUUAAUUUUCAAAAAAAAGAUAGAAAAAAGGAGUUUCUUGAAUGAAAUAUGGAAAUAACUUUAUGAAUUUCUUUGAGCGUUACAAGUGUAUAUAAAAAUAGGAUUUAUUCAGGAGGUUACUACGGUUACGGUAGGAGAUGGGGUGGCGGCUACGGACCUGGGAUUCUCGGUGCUUUAGGGGCAGGAAGUUUGUUUGAAUUCGUUCGAGUUUUGAAGUUUUAAGGCUUCAAAUUGAAUUAAAAACUUGAGAGACAAUAUUGGUACCAAAAAUAUUUAUUCGGCAAAAAAACGUGAUAAGUUGACGCUGGAUGGGCUAUAACUUCCAUGAAACAGUUCCACUAAUAUAGUCAAUGUUUCCCGACUUGAAAGGCGAGAAGGGCGGGGCGCGUAGCGUGUGCGCUCGCGGUUCUUGGCACGUGUUCAAUUCAAACGCCAUCGACUCUUUGAAAAGCCGGUUUUCCGCUUUUUUCAUUCCUUUUUCAAUUAUUUUUUGAUUAUGUUCAUGUGUGCAUCAAAAAUAGUAGAAAAAAUUGAAAAAAAGCGGUUGCCGAGCUUUCUAAAUAGUCGGCGGCGAAUGAAUUGAUCUCGUUCCAAGAACCGCGAACGCACACGCUACGCGUCCCGCCCCUUGCCCCGCCUCCUUCGCCUUUCAAGUCGGGAAAAAUUGACUAUACUUUAAUUUUCGAACUCACAAACGCAUCGCGAACGCUACACACGUGAAUCGCAAAAGAAUCACACCGAAUUUCCAAUUUUCAAGAAAAAUGGAUGAAACUCGGAAUCCCCAAAAUUUUAAUUUCAGUUCUACUCGGAGGCCUGGCUAAUCAAGCCGGAUACGGUUACGGUUACGGUUAUCCACCUUAUCAACCUUAUUACGGUCCUUAUAUGGUAAGUAUUCGAGAAACUUUUUUUUUUCAGUUUCAACCUUCUCAAAAACUUUUAAAUCGUGAAAAAGUUUUCAAAAAAACUCGAAUAUCUCUAAAAAAAAAUUUUUUUCAGGAGCCCUACUACUACCGGUAA
Molecule: messenger RNA, 1763 nt
Organism: Caenorhabditis auriculariae
Lineage: Eukaryota; Metazoa; Nematoda; Chromadorea; Rhabditida; Rhabditidae
Source: the annotation of a GenBank genome assembly